Molecule: messenger RNA, 2457 nt
Organism: Schizosaccharomyces japonicus yFS275
Lineage: Eukaryota; Fungi; Ascomycota; Schizosaccharomycetes; Schizosaccharomycetales; Schizosaccharomycetaceae
Product: nuclear export factor
Exons: 2
Coding region: 314-1504 (396 amino acids)
Source: RefSeq, a predicted model, not a curated record
AAUAUUUAAUAUAUAAUAUCUGUCGAAUGCACGAUUGUAUAUUCAGUAAAGCAUUCUUUCCUCUUCAUCGAGUACCACUUUCCAAGAGUUUUUUUAUUUCAACGACAAAACGACUGACACCUCAACGAAAUAAGGUGUUAUUCAUUUAAUCUAAGUUUUAGCAGUAAAAUUACAAAUUGAUAAGAUUUAUUCGUGGCACACAGCUUUUAUAUGUUUCGCCCAAAUACCAAGUACCUGCCGGUUACGUUAAGUAAUUGAGACCUCAACUAUAUAGUUAAAUAUUGGCUGAAGCAACAUACAUUAAACACGGGCAAUGUCCUCAGACAAGCCGCAAUGGCCAGAAGCGCUGAAAAGCUUUGUUGGCCGUUGUUUUCAAGAAGCUGACGAUUCAAAUCGUCUUAACGUUGAGUCUGCCUUGAAAGAGCUGAUUAGUAAACACUAUAAACAAGGAGAUAUAUGGACAACUGAUUGGAAUGCUAUAGGGAUGGAAGCGCUUGCUCCAUUUCUGGACCAGGAACAGCAAAAAGUCGUAAUACCUUUGGAUAAAAAACGAAAGGCAGCCAACAAUGAAUUAGGAAAGCCCAAGGACGAAAAGUCUACUGAUAACGAUAAGUUAGACAAGCGAAGAAAACGUUUUGAGGCCGAGUUUCAGAAUUUUCAACGCAAAAAUGUUCGUUCAAAAAAUGACGACCAAAACCAACUUGGCCCUAUUAUCGGCAAAAGCACACAGCUAGAAAAAAGAUACCUUCGGUUGACAUCUGCCCCAGAUCCCAAUACAGUUCGUCCGCUGCCGAUUUUAAAGCGCACACUUGAACUAUUAAAAAGCAAAUGGAAAAGCGAAAAGAAUUACGCAUACAUAUGUGACCAGUUUAAAAGCAUGCGUCAAGACCUAACUGUUCAGCACAUUCAGAAUGAAUUUACUGUUCAAGUUUACGAGAUUCAUGCACGAAUUGCUUUAGAGAAAGCUGAUGUUGGCGAAUAUAACCAAUGCCAAUCUCAGCUAAUGAACCUCUACAAUUUGGGAAUCCCGGGGAAAACAAAUGAGUUUCUUGCAUACAGAAUUCUGUACAACUUGUACACAAAGAAUACAUCAGAACUGAAUACGAUUUUGGCUACUCUGACUGAAGAAGAAAAACAACACGAAGCUGUGCAGCACGCUUUGCAAGUACGAGAGGCACUUGCAUCUACCGAUUACUACACCUUCUUUCAGCUCUAUCUCAUAACACCCAACAUGGGUGGUUACUUGUUGGAUUUGUUUAUCGAACGAGAGCGCGUAAAUGCACUCUCCAUAAUGUGCAAGGCAUAUCGACCUUCCUUAGAUACAACGUUUGUCGCUAACAUGUUGGCUUUCGAAGACAUGGAUGAAUUUAAAACCUUCAUUUCAAGCUGCAAUGUUGUUUACGACGCUAAACAGCCUGACCAUAUUCUGAUGCGUGAUAGCAUGGACAGUGUUGAGAGACGGAAGAAGAAGUUUUCUGUUGUUGAUAUUAAAGGUCAGAUUUAGGCUAAUCCAUAUCCAUUGGACGAGAAGAAUCUUUAUCUUGCUCAGAUGAAAGAGGUUCUCGCCUGUACAGGUAUAUGUUACGGUUGUUAAGUGGGUUGGCAUUUUUGGAUGGUUCUUCCCGACUCUCAACUUCAAGAGGAAUAAGACCGAAGCGUUUCAGAUGCACAUCAAAUGUUUCGGGUUUAAUACGCAACGACGCCAACGUUUGCUUAAAUUCCUGCAUACCUUAUGUUAGUAAGAAUGUACCAUGCGUACAGUAGACGUUGAAUGAAUUCGUCUAUGUCUCAUCAUACCGGAUUCUUUUUGGCAGCUUUUUCAUAAGAUUUCCAUUCCUGAAGCUCUAAUACAAAUGUUCCCUCCGGUCGCAACAGUUGUGACACCUGCUCAAAGAAGUCAAGAAGACCGUUGUCCCCGAAAUUCAAGUGAAUCCAUUUUACGACGGAAAACGCCAGAAUGGUAUCAAAUCGUCUACAUCUAGAAGGGGGCGUCCAUUGAAGAAUAUUUCCGUGGAAGAACUCUACAUUCAGGGGAAACUCGUCUUUGUUUUCUGCAAUGAAGGCAAGUGGUCUGCGGGAAAACUUCUUCACAGCAGAAAUAGGAUAAAAGUUUGCUCGUUCAAGCAUUGUUUCGCACUGGUCUGUUCGUGGACCUAUACGCGAGGCAUAAAACUCUAGAUGUUUAUGCGCUUUCUGAAUAAGAACGGGAUCAAUAUCCACACCUACAACUCUCUUUGCAUCAAAAAAAGCAGCCACUUGUGUUGUUACAGUCGCAUUGUUACAGCCAACAUCCAACACAGUUGCACCUUCGAAUAUUCUUUUUGGAAGACGCUGUAAUCGCGGAUCCAUGAGGGAUCCAUCACCACGAAUUGUAUAGUAACUAUGAUAAUUCCCGUAGCGAAAUUUUUCAACCAUAUUAAAACGAUAAAACGAAGCAGAGAAAAAACUCCAAGAUGU